AUGCAGUUAGGGGAGCAGCUCUUGGUGAGCUCUGUGAACCUGCCCGGCGCGCACUUCUACCCGCUGGAGGGGGCGCGAGGAGGCGGCGGCGGGAGCGCCGGCCACCUCCCGGGAGCGGCCCCCUCGCCGCAGAGGCUGGACUUAGACAAAGCGCCCAAGAAGUUCUCGGGCAGCCUCUCGUGCGAGGCGGCGAGCGGGGAACCUGCGGCCGCCGGCGCGGGGGCCCCCGCAACCAUGCUCAGUGACGCCGACGCCGGGGACGCCUUUGCCAGCGCCGCGGCCGUGGCCAAGCCGGGGCCCCCGGACGGCCGCAAGGGCUCCCCCUGCGGGGAGGAGGAGCUGCCCUCGGCCGCCGCGGCCGCUGCAGCCGCCGCCGCCGCGGCCAGUGCGCGCUACUCCAUGGACAGCCUGAGUUCGGAGCGCUACUACCUCCAGUCCCCCGGGUCUCAGGGCUCGGAGCUGGCGGCGCCCUGCUCGCUCUUCCCGUACCAGGCGGCGGCUGGGGCGCCCCACGGGUCUGUGUACCCGGCUCCCAACGGCGCGCGCUACCCCUACGGCUCCAUGCUGCCCCCCGGCGGCUUCCCCGCGGCCGUGUGCCCACCCGGGAGGGCGCAGUUCGGCACGGGAGCCGGCGCGAGCGGCGGCGCGGGCGGCGGCGGCGGUGGAGGCGGCCCGGGCGCCUAUCAGUACGGCCAGGGGGCUCCGCUCUACGGGCCGUACCCAGGGGCGGCAGCCGCAGGUACCUGCGGAGGACUAGGGGGUCUGGGGGUUCCCGGCUCCGGCUUCCGCGCCCACGUCUACCUGUGCAACCGGCCUCUGUGGCUCAAAUUCCACCGCCACCAAACCGAGAUGAUCAUUACGAAACAGGGCAGACGCAUGUUUCCUUUUUUGAGCUUCAACAUAAACGGACUCAAUCCCACCGCCCACUACAACGUGUUCGUAGAAGUGGUGCUGGCGGACCCCAACCACUGGCGCUUCCAGGGGGGCAAAUGGGUGACCUGCGGAAAAGCGGACAAUAACAUGCAGGGCAACAAAAUGUAUGUUCACCCCGAGUCUCCUAAUACUGGUUCCCACUGGAUGAGACAGGAGAUUUCCUUUGGGAAGUUAAAACUCACCAAUAACAAAGGCGCAAACAACAACAACACCCAGAUGAUAGUGUUACAGUCUUUACACAAGUACCAGCCGAGACUGCACAUUGUUGAAGUCACAGAGGAUGGCGUGGAGGACUUGAAUGAGCCCUCUAAGACACAGACCUUCACUUUCUCAGAAACGCAGUUCAUUGCUGUGACUGCCUAUCAAAACACCGAUAUAACUCAACUAAAGAUUGAUCACAAUCCCUUUGCAAAAGGCUUCAGGGACAACUAUGAUUCAUCCCAUCAGAUUGUCCCCGGAGGUCGGUACGGCGUUCAGUCCUUCUUCCCGGAGCCCUUUGUCAACACUUUACCUCAAGCCCGAUAUUACAAUGGUGAGAGAACCGUGCCACAGACCAACGGCCUCCUUUCACCCCAACAGAGCGAAGAGGUGGCCAACCCUCCCCAGCGGUGGCUUGUCACGCCUGUCCAGCAACCUGGGACCAACAAAAUAGACAUCGGUUCCUAUGAGUCUGAGUAUUCUUCCAGCACCUUGCUCCCAUAUGGCAUUAAGUCUUUGCCCCUCCAGACGUCCCAUGCCCUGGGGUACUACCCCGACCCUGCCUUCCCCGCGAUGGCAGGGUGGGGAGGCAGAGGCUCUUAUCAGAGGAAGAUGGCAGCUGGACUCCCAUGGACCUCCCGAACAAGCCCCCCGGGGUUCUCUGAAGAUCAGCUCUCCAAGGAGAAAGUCAAAGAAGAAAUUGGCUCUUCUUGGAUAGAGACACCCCCAUCCAUCAAGUCUCUCGACUCCAAUGAUUCGGGGGUAUACACCAGUGCUUGUAAGCGAAGGCGCCUGUCUCCUAGCACCUCUAGCAAUGAAAAUUCUCCCUCCAUAAAGUGUGAGGACAUUAACGCUGAAGAAUACAGUAAAGACACCUCAAAAGGCAUGGGGGGUUAUUAUGCUUUUUACACAACUCCCUAA
This is a messenger RNA of Budorcas taxicolor (takin), 2052 nucleotides long. It is a transcript of the gene EOMES, whose product is annotated as eomesodermin. Gene Ontology annotation, biological process: mesoderm formation; regulation of transcription by RNA polymerase II; endodermal cell fate specification. Lineage: Eukaryota; Metazoa; Chordata; Mammalia; Artiodactyla; Bovidae. Gene Ontology annotation, cellular component: nucleus. The coding region runs from base 1 to 2052 and encodes 683 amino acids. The record is from RefSeq and is a predicted model, not a curated record. Gene Ontology annotation, molecular function: RNA polymerase II cis-regulatory region sequence-specific DNA binding; DNA-binding transcription factor activity, RNA polymerase II-specific. The transcript is spliced from 6 exons.